GGCCUUAACGGAGACAGUUGUGAAGUCUUACUUAUGUGGCCAAGUGAGGAGGAGGCACAUGGUUUUUACCGAGCACAUUUAUCGAGACGCUUAAGUUAAUGAAAACAAGUUGUCCGUUAUAGGGUUGUCAGCCGUGUUUAGUCACCGCCUUUACCUUCCGACCCAUACCGACAUAUCUCAGCCUUUAGUAUCAUGCCGUAAAGAUUUCUUGCUAUAAUAAUGACGAACAAGUUCACGCCGAGCUUUUACUAACAGAACAUUAUGCACACAUGCACUCAUAUAUCGAUAACACACCGGAAGUGAUUCUAUGUUGAUCUAAAAUGGCUGAAAGCAACACGCAGCUCGCAAUAAAAGAUGAAAGGCAAGUUUGCAAGUCUCAAAAUUACGUUGGUUCACUUGUGGAGCUGACUGGCAAAGACAAGAGGAAACUGAAAAGACCGCCAAGAGUGUUCAGUGAACAGUUCGUCGUGUACGUCGAGCGAGAAAUGGAGAAGUGUACCGGCGCCUCCGACGAAGAAAAGUUCCAGAUACACCGAGAAGUGUUUCAGUAUCUUACCGAACAGUUCGGUGAGCACCGUCAGAUCCUGUGCGACGUUAAGGCUCAAUACGACGCUGCCAUCAAGCGUCGGGAUGACCACAUCCGUGGUUUAGAGGAAAGCGAGCGUCAGCUGAGCGCGGAGAGAGAGCGGCACACGAGGCGGCUCAAGUCGGCUCAGGUGCGGGCCUUCAAAGAGGUGGAGGGGAUGCAGAUGGCGCAGGCGCAGCUUCGACACCGCGUGGCCCUAUUGUGUGAGGAGAGGGAGAAACUGCAAAACCAGCUGGAGGAGGAGCGCGAAGCGUUGCUAGUCGAGCGACGUCGCUUCCGGGAGGAGCACGCGGCACGCCAGGUGGCGCAGGCCGACCUGGAAGAGCUGACACAGCGCUAUGACGCCCUGCUGCGCCGUGGGCCAUUUCAUGUCGGGUCGAGGGUCAGUCAGGCUUGA
This is a messenger RNA of Pollicipes pollicipes, 983 nucleotides long. RefSeq lists its product as uncharacterized. Bases 321 to 983 code for a protein of 220 amino acids. The transcript is spliced from 6 exons. The record is from RefSeq and is a predicted model, not a curated record. NCBI's taxonomy places the organism in Eukaryota, Metazoa, Arthropoda, Thecostraca, Pollicipedomorpha, Pollicipedidae.